AUGCCUUCCGUUCAAAUGCGUUCUUCUCCGUCUCUUUCACCGCCGGCGACGGUUAACGAUCUCAAGCAACGAGUCAUCGCCUGUCUCAAUCGACUUUCCGAUCGCGAUACUCUAUCUCUCGCCGCCGCAGAGCUCGAUUCAAUCGCUCUUAAUCUCUCUCCGGAGACUUUCUCUCUGUUUAUAAACUGUCUCCAAAGCACUGACUCUUCAGCCAAAUCCCCGGUUAGGAAACACUGCGUCUCGCUCCUCUCCGUACUCUCUCGUUCCCAUGGCGAUUCUCUCGCUCCUUACCUCUCUAAAAUGGUCUCCACCGUCCUCCGCCGUCUCCGCGAUCCCGAUUCCUCAGUCCGUGCCGCUUGCGCAGCCGCUUCCGUCGAUAUGACCACAAGCAUCACUGGACCGCCUUUCUCAAUCCUCUUGGGGCCAAUGAUCGAAACGCUUGUCCACGAUUGCGAUCCUAACGCGCAGAUCGGUGCUGCAGUGUGCUUUGCGGCCGCAGUAGACGCGGCGGACGAGCUUGAUGUUGAGCAGUUGCAGAAAGCGUUGCCUAAGAUUGGGAAAUUGCUAAAAUCAGAAGGUUUCAAGGCGAAACCGGAACUUCUAGGAGCUAUUGGGAGCGUAAUUAGUGCCGUUGGCGGUAGAAACACAGACAAGGCCGUGCUAGAUUGGCUUUUACCGAAUGUCUCGGAGUUUCUAAGCAGCGAUGAUUGGCGUGCGAGAAAAGCCGCUGCAGAGGCAAUGGCUAGAGUUGCAAUGGCAGAAGAAGAGUUUGCUCCUUUGUAUAAGAAGACCUGCGUAAGUAUUCUUGAGAGCAGAAGAUUUGAUAAGGUCAAACUUGUUAGAGAGACGAUGAAUCGUACAUUGGGUUUAUGGAAGCAGCUUGAAGGCGAUUCUACAGAGGUCUCAGAGUCUUCUUCCUCCUCAAAACCAGCUUCUUCUGGUUUGCCUGCGACUUUAGGGAAAAGAAACAACACAUUGAAAAGCAAAGAUAGGAAUUUAUUAAACCACUCUGAUCUUAGCAUUACUAAAGAUGUUGAGCUGGAAGCUGCAGAGUCGAAAGAGAAGCGGACUGAAAAUCAUUCGACACUGGGAGCUAAACGUGUUCUGUUCCAGGCGAAGCCAAAACCGUCUAAGGUAAAAGAGAAUGAAUCUAACAAGUCACAAGUUGUUCAGAGAAUUGAAGAGGAGAUUCCUGAAGCAGGCGGUUCUUCGCAGGCAAAUAAUGCAGUAGAGUUGUUUGAGAUAAGAAACCAGAUCACUCAGAUCGAAAAGCAACAGUCCAGUCUGUUGGAUCUCUUUCAGCGGUUUAUGGAGAGCUCACAGAAUGGAAUGCAAUCUCUGGAGAGACGAGUACGUGGUCUAGAAACAUCCCUCAGCGUAAUCUCCACUGAUUUGAUAGUUACUCGCACGAUAACACAAAAUGGAAACCACAAACGAAACGCCUGCCUACAGAAUUGA
This is a messenger RNA of Arabis nemorensis, 1458 nucleotides long. NCBI's taxonomy places the organism in Eukaryota, Viridiplantae, Streptophyta, Magnoliopsida, Brassicales, Brassicaceae. The record is from the annotation of a GenBank genome assembly.